CGUCAAUCAUCCACGUCAGAUUUGUAAACUGAUUAUCCUAUAAUUUCCAAGAUAUAUUUUAAUAUAUUUUAAAAAUUAAAAUUUAAAAUGAAUUCCAAAAUUUUCAUGUUGGCUGUUGGUUUAGCAGUUUUUGCAUUACUUGGCAGCAUCGAGGGAAUGCCACAACCAGCAGAUUCUGGAGCUGCUCUUGCAACUACUAAAUCUGAUUCAGCUGCUACACCUUCUGCAACUACUAAAUCUGAUUCAAAUGCUACAACUCUUGCACCUACUAAAAGUGGUUCAGAUGCUACAACUACUGCAACUCCUGCAGAGGAGCCAUCAAAAUUUUGGACAUUUAUUAAAUGGACUGUUGGUAUUCUUAUUCUCGUCGCAGUUCUUGUUGGAGUUGGCUAUGCUUUGAUUAAAUUCAAAGUUAUCAAAUGCUAAAUUUUGACAUUAUAAACACUUUUUUUUCAAUUUUAAUAAUUUCUAGACUCAAUUGUUGUCAUAAAUUAUGUUUACUAACUAACACGUAUUUUUAAUCAAUUUCAAGUAUAA
Molecule: messenger RNA, 537 nt
Organism: Aphidius gifuensis
Lineage: Eukaryota; Metazoa; Arthropoda; Insecta; Hymenoptera; Braconidae
Exons: 3
Coding region: 88-426 (112 amino acids)
Source: RefSeq, a predicted model, not a curated record